AUGGGCCAUGAGUCAUUCAACUGCCCCACCAGAAACAGACCAGAAAGGAGUGCUCAGAGGAGUGAUGUGCAGAGAGGUGAUGCCCAGAGGGGUGACACUCCCACUACAGCUGGUAGGGUAUUCGCCUUGACGGGUGCUGAGGCUUCGACUUCUUCUGACCUUGUGAAGGGGAAGGACAAAGCUUCUGGUAAGGAUGUGACGUUUUUGUUUGAUUUUGGAGCUUCCCACUCCUUUAUUUCCUAUGCUUGUGCUACUAUGCUGGGUGUGCCUUUGUGUGAUUUGGAGUUGAGACUGCAAGUGUCGACGCCCGCUUCUGCUUCGGUAGUUGCUUCAGAGCUGUGUGUUGGCUGCCCUAUUGUUGUGAAUAGGAAAAGGUAUAAGAUUGUGCCAAUAGGAGGUUGA
Cajanus cajan (pigeon pea) is the source of this 402-nucleotide messenger RNA. The record is from RefSeq and is a predicted model, not a curated record. NCBI's taxonomy places the organism in Eukaryota, Viridiplantae, Streptophyta, Magnoliopsida, Fabales, Fabaceae.